UUCUUUUUAAUUUCUUUAUACCACAACUUUCUUUAACGGAUUACCCCCUUCCUUUCAUUACCACACUCUUUCUUUAUUCCAACUACAAGUAUGCGUUUCACUACUCUUGCUGUUAUUGCUGGUGCCAUGAUGAUGAGCAUCCAAGCUGCCCCUAUUACUGCUCGUACUGCUACCGCUUCUAGUGGUUCUGGCAGUCUUCUUUUGCUCCCUGGAUUGACUGAUGUGACCUCUUUGCUCAACUUGAACAAUGCUCUUGGUUUGGUUCAAGACUUGCCCAGCAACUUGCAAACUCAAGUCUUGUCAUUGGUCAGCGACCCUACCCAAUUGACCAGCUUGAUUCAAUCUUUGCCCUCUGAACUCCAAUCCAAGUUGCAAUCUCUUCCUUCUGAAUUGGCUCAAUUGCCUUCUGAUGUUCAAUCCCAAUUGGCCAACUUGCCCCAAGAAUUGACCAACUUGCCUCAAGAACUCCAAACCUUGAUCAGCUCUUUGCCUGCCACUUUACAGGCUAAGGUUGCUGCUUUGCCUUCCUUGAUCCAAGGUCUUCCUGCUCAAAUCCAAGCCUUGCCCUCUGCUCUCCAAUCCAAGUUGUCCUCUUUGCCUGAUUUGUUGAACACCCAAUUGGGUCAAGGUAAGGCUCAAGAAGCUCUCAAGACUGUGAACGGUCUUACCGUCAGUGGAUUGCCUUCCAAGCUUGAUCAACAAUUGUCCAUCAUCAAGACCACUUUGACUCAAGUCACCUCCACCGUUGGUAGUGCUGUCUCCACCGUCAAGGACACCGUCACCACUUUGACUGGUACUGUCUCUUCCGUUACUUCUACCGUCACUGUCACUGUCUCUCAAAUCAAGACUGUCGCUGGUACCGCUGUGUCCUCUGUCAAGACUGAUGUGAUUGCUUUGCCUGCCAAAUAUGCCAAGGGUUUGAACGCUAGCAAGACCGUUGAUGGUACUCUCAAGAAGACCACUGGUAACCUCGUACAAGUCCCUGUCUCCAGCUUGUUGACUUUGACCGGUGUUCAAGUCUCCAGUCUUACUGAUAAGAUUGCUUUGCCUUUGGAUUUGGCUAACACCCUCAAGCUCUAAAUCUCAUCUCAUUCUAUCAUUUAUUUCCCCCCUCCCUCCUUAUUAUUAAUAAUAGUACUGUAGUUUUCUUUUGAUUAUUUUAUCAGUGUUUUUUUAUAUAUA
Halteromyces radiatus is the source of this 1182-nucleotide messenger RNA. RefSeq lists its product as uncharacterized. The transcript has a single exon. Lineage: Eukaryota; Fungi; Mucoromycota; Mucoromycetes; Mucorales; Cunninghamellaceae. The record is from RefSeq and is a predicted model, not a curated record. Bases 91 to 1080 code for a protein of 329 amino acids.